Messenger RNA from Fonticula alba, 2402 nucleotides. RefSeq lists its product as hypothetical. Gene Ontology annotation, cellular component: membrane. Gene Ontology annotation, biological process: transmembrane transport. Lineage: Eukaryota; Rotosphaerida; Fonticulaceae. Gene Ontology annotation, molecular function: transmembrane transporter activity. Bases 1 to 2310 code for a protein of 769 amino acids. The record is from RefSeq and is a predicted model, not a curated record. The transcript is spliced from 3 exons.
AUGCUCCCCCCAUCGCCCGGGCAGAGCACCGUCGACGGGGACCCCCUCCUUCGGAGUACACUCUCCUCCUUUGGGAUCGACUUCACCGAGAGUGGCCGGGGGUCGAGCGAUGAUGACGAUGGCCAGCCCGGCGCCGCUGGCCCCGCCGGUCCCCGGCCUCGGGCAUCGCUCGCCACGCCUGUCAUUCCCCGGACGCCGCGCAGCCCCGGCACCCCGGGCACGCCGGACCGGGUGCUGGUUUUCGAUCGGCGCGGCUCGGUAGCCCCGAUUGAGGAUCUUGAUGCGCCGGAUGUCAGAUCGCCGGCGCUGCAAACGGCCAGCCCGGCCGCCGGUCCGGCGAUCGAACCCACCCCACCCGGGGCCCCCCCUCCACCGCCGGGCCGCCCCCCGCCGCUGACCUCCUCCCUGUCCCAGGUAGCGGCCGGCUCGACUCCGACGCCCCCCUCGCCGGGGUACAGCCAUGACCGGAGCCCAGAGCUGUUGGAUGUCGAUGAGUCCUGGCUGCCGACGCCCGGGACGCGGGUGGCACACGCCUCCAGCUUCGGGCUGUGUCAUGGUCCGAUUGCAGGGACGCUGGACGAUCCGGACCCCGCAUUGGUCGGGUCGCUUGAAGUCGGCAGCAGCUGGGGGGCUGUUGCCGGGGCCGGGGCCGGGGCCGGGGCCGGGGCCGGGGCCGGGACAUCACCCGUGGGCACCAUGGGGGAGCCACCGGCCGACCCAUCGCCCGGGGCCGGCUCCGGCUCCGGCUCCGGCUCCGGCUCCGGCUCCGGCUCGCUGCUGCUCGGAGGUUGCCCCAAAGCCGCCGAGUGCGUCUCGUCCAGUUCCGGCGACGACGCCCUCGCGGGAUCUGCCCCGGCGGCCGGGGUCUUCGCCUGGCGCCUGGACUCGCGCAUGCUCCUGGCCCUCGGGCUCGGGCAGAUGCUGUCGCUGCUGAUCACCGGCACCGGGGUCACCAGCCAGCUGCUGGCCAGCCGCUUUCAGGUGAAUAUGCCCACCGCGCAGAGCACCCUCAACUAUCUGCUGCUCUUUUUGCUGUACUGCCCGCUGCUGUGCCUGGCCUUGCGGCGGCGAAUGGCGGCGGCCAUGAUGCGGGCCGGCCCCGCCGACAAGGGCCACACCGACUGCCACAUGGACGAUGGCUCGCCCGAGGCAGGCGUGGUCCCCUCCACCGGGCGCCUUCUGUGGGAGGAGGCCCGCCGGGUGCUGGCCCCCCGCCGGGCCUGGCCCUUCCUGCUGGCGGCCGUCAUCGAUGUCGAAGCCAACUUCCUGGUGGUGUCGGCCUACCAGUACACCACCAUCGCCUCGAUCACCCUGAUCGACUGUGUCAGCAUCCCCUCGGCGGUGCUGUGGUCGCGGGCCUUCCUGGGCACGCGCUUCCGGUGGUUGCACCUGCUGGCCAUCGGGGUUUGUCUGGCCGGGCUGCUGGCCCUGGCUGCGUCGGAAUUCCUGUCGGCCGGAUCGGCCGCCCGGACCCUGGCCGGGGCCUUGGUCACCUUCGGUGCUGGGUCCUCCUCGGCCGGGGCAUCCUCCUCGGCCGGGGGGGAGCCCUCCCUGCAGGACAAGCUCAUCGGCAACUUCAUGUGCCUGGCCGGGGCCUUCCUCUAUGGCCUGUCGAAUGUCAUUCAGGAGCGCCUGGUGUGCGGCGACCCGCAACUGGCCCAGCAGCCCGGCCCGGAUGUCCCGCCACAGCUGGACAUCAAUGGGGACAAUGUGGAUGGCCUGUCCCCGGGAGCAGGCUGCCCGGGCCAAGUGCAGGACGAGAACUCCCUGCUACUGGAUGCCGGGGCUUCGCCGCCGCAGGGCGCCAGGUCGGCCCCUCUGGCCAGCCUCCCGACCCCGGAGCAACAGGCCGCCGAUGCUGCCAUCCGGCGGUACACCUUCCUGACGCUGCUGGGCCUGUUCGGCACCCUGGUCAGUCUCAUCCAACUGUUUGCCCUGGAGCGCGAUGAACUCCACGCCAUCGCUUGGAAUUGGUCCAUCGUUGGUCUAUUCAUCGGAUUCGCCCUCUGUCUUUUCCUCAUGUACAGCUUGGUACCGCUGAUGCUGUCGCUGUCGUCGGCCACCGCACUCAAUAUGUCCCUGCUCACGGCUGACGUGUACGGCGUCCUGGCCGGGGUGUUCCUCUUUGGCGACCAGCUUACGGCCCUCUACGGGGUGGCCUUCUUCCUGGUGCUGAUGGGCCUGAUUAUGUUCGAGUGGCACCCACCGGUGACUGCGGCCCUUCGACCGUGGCUUGGAUUCUGGGGCUGGGACAACGCCUCGAGCAAGGUCGAUCUGCCAGCCAACUACCAACCGGCCUACUUCUGCUGAACAGAUACGUAUGCCCGGAAGAAAAGAUCAAAAAGGAACAUCAUCCGUGUGCUCCACGUGCUCCGUGUGUGUGUGUGUGUGUUUGCUUCUCC